Ostrinia nubilalis (European corn borer) is the source of this 4965-nucleotide messenger RNA. Its product is annotated as ankyrin-3-like. Gene Ontology annotation, biological process: protein localization to plasma membrane. Lineage: Eukaryota; Metazoa; Arthropoda; Insecta; Lepidoptera; Crambidae. The record is from RefSeq and is a predicted model, not a curated record. Gene Ontology annotation, cellular component: plasma membrane; neuron projection. Gene Ontology annotation, molecular function: cytoskeletal adaptor activity; transmembrane transporter binding; spectrin binding. Bases 281 to 3748 code for a protein of 1155 amino acids. The transcript has 26 exons.
ACUAAACGCAACAACUAGUUCGAAUUUCGAAUUUUUAAAUCUUUUCUUACAUGCCAGUGUCUUCUCAGCUUUGGCUUAGUGUUUUUCGCCAAGAUGGCGGAUUAGAAUCGUUUUUAAGGUUUUUAAAAUGUUUGUGAGGACCUAGUUACCUCGCCAAGUGAGUGCAAGGACACAGAUCAAUAAUGUCGGACUGAUUUCGUGAGGUACUACGCUGGUCGCUUUCGGAGAUUGCUGUUCAUGUCAGAAAAAGAAGAGGAGUAGGCUUGCGUCGGUCGAAGACAUGACGACGGAGUCCGCGUCGCCAAACCAGGCGGAUGCCAGCACGGCGUUUCUACGCGCCGCGCGCGCAGGCCAAAUCGAGAAGAUCAUCAGCCUCCUCGAACAAGGAGUCGACAUCAACGUUAGCAAUGCUAAUGGUUUAAACGCAAUACACCUGGCCUCGAAAGAUGGUCACGUGGAAGUGGUCCGGGAGCUCCUGGACCGAGGGGCAGCCAUUGAUGCCGCCACCAAGAAGGGCAACACUGCCCUCCAUAUCGCGUCGUUAGCUGGACAAGAAGCCGUUGUCAAGCUGCUCGUGCAGAAUGGCGCUCAGGUCAACAUCCAGUCCCAGAAUGGAUUCACGCCUCUGUACAUGGCGGCGCAGGAGAACCACGAUGCCGUGGUCAAGUUCCUGCUCGCCAACGGAGCCAACCAGAGCCUCGCCACUGAGGAUGGCUUCACCCCACUCGCGGUGGCGAUGCAACAAGGCCAUGAGAAGGUGGUGGCGGUGCUACUAGAAGCAGACACGCGAGGGCGCGUUCGUCUGCCCGCGCUGCACAUCGCUGCCAAGAAGGAUGACGUCAAGGCGGCUAACCUUCUUCUAGAGAACGAACACAACCCAGAUGUGACCUCAAAGUCGGGGUUCACCCCUCUUCACAUCGCGGCGCACUAUGGCAACGAAUCUGUGGCUCGGCUGUUGCUAGCCAAGGGUGCUGAUGUCAACUGCGCAGCCAAGCACAACAUAUGCCCUCUCCAUGUUGCUGCCAAGUGGGGUAAAGACAACAUGGUGGCCCUUCUCGGCGACAACGGCGCUAACGUCGAAGCACGCACCAGGGAUGGACUGACCCCCCUGCACUGUGCGGCCAGGUCAGGCCACGAGAGAGUGGUGGAGGCUUUACUGGACAGGGGAGCACCUAUCACUAGCAAGAGCAAGAAUGGUCUAGCUCCUCUCCACAUGGCAGCCCAGGGCGACCACGCUGAAGCAGCCCGGGUGCUUCUGUCCCGGCGAGCACCCGUCGAUGACGUCACUGUGGAUUACCUGACGGCGCUCCAUGUGGCAGCCCACUGCGGGCAUGCUAAAGUCGCCAAGCUACUUUUAGAUCGCAAUGCUGAUGCAAACGCACGCGCUUUGAACGGAUUUACUCCUCUACACAUCGCUUGCAAGAAGAAUCGAAUUAAAGUUGUGGAACUGCUAUUGAAGUAUGGAGCCAGUAUCCAAGCAACAACCGAGUCAGGGCUGACCCCGCUCCACGUGGCAGCGUUCAUGGGCUGCAUGAACAUCGUGAUCUACCUGCUGCAGCAUGAGGCCAACCCUGACGUGCCCACAGUCAGGGGGGAGACGCCUCUGCAUCUAGCAGCCAGGGCUAACCAGACGGACAUAAUCCGCAUCCUUCUCCGCAACGGGGCAGCAGUUGAAGCCAAAGCCCGCGAGCGUCAGACACCGUUGCACAUCGCGUCACGACUCGGCAACGUCGACAUUGCCGUGUUAUUGCUGCAACAUGGCGCCGACGUGAGGGCAAUGACGGCUGAUCACUACAACGCGCUACACAUCGCUGCGAAGCAACAUAAUCAUGAUGUCGCUGCAGCACUGAUCGAGCACAAUGCUCCUCUGACUGCAACUACCAAGAAAGGAUUCACAGCUCUACAUCUUGCUGCGAAAUACGGGAACUUGAAGGUAGCAAAUCUCCUGCUGGCGCACGGGGCUUCCCCGGACCAAGCGGGGAAGAACGGCAUGACCCCACUGCAUGUGGCUGCUCAGUAUGACCAGCAGGCUGUCGCCACCACUCUGUUGGAGAAGGGUGCUGAUGCUAAGGCCGUAGCUAAGAAUGGCCACACUCCGCUCCACAUCGCCGCUCGCAAAAACCAGAUGGAGACGGCAGCCACCUUGCUGGAGUACGGAGCUCUGACCAACGCGGAGUCCAAGGCUGGGUUCACGCCUCUUCAUUUAGCAGCCCAACAGGGCCACACAGAAAUGUGCUCGCUACUGCUAGAGCACGAAGCACAAGUAGACCAGCAGGCCAAGAACGGGCUUGCAGCUCUGCACUUAGCUGCUCAGGAAGACAGGGUGCCGGUCGCUCAGCUGAUGGUCAAGAAUGGAGCUGAAGUGGACAUCUGCACCAAGGGUGGCUACACACCGUUGCACAUCGCCAGCCACUACGGGCAGGCUAACAUGGUGCGGUUCUUACUCGAAAAUGGUGCUUCAGUUAAGGCUCAGACUACACAUGGGUACACCGCGCUUCAUCACGCUGCCCAGCAAGGGCACAUCAAUAUUGUCAACAUUCUGCUGGAGCAUAAGGCAGACGCAAAUGCAACGACUACGAACGGCCAGACGCCUCUAGAUAUAGCGUCCAAGCUAGGCUACGUCACAGUCAUGGAGACCCUCAAGGAGGUGUCCGAGCCCUCCACAGCCCAGGCCUCCCAGGAGAAGUACAAGGUCGUGGCCCCGGAGACCAUGCUGGAAACCUUCAUGUCGGAUUCUGAAGAAGAAGGUGGAGAAGACACCAUCCUCAACGACCAGCCGUACCGCUACCUAACUGCUGACGACAUGAAGUCUUUGGGAGACGACUCUCUGCCCAUCGACGUCACUAAGGACGAGAGAACUGAAUCCGCCAUGAGCCAUAAGAACAUCAUGGAGAUGUCUCAAGGGUCCGUGAACGGGAUGCCGUACCAGCCGCAGCAGGAGGUGGUGGUGAAGAGCAUCAGCCGGUACAGCACUGCGCAGGCGCCGGAAGGCUACUGCUACAACGUGGAUCCUACGCAGCCCAAAAAAAAGCUGCAAUGGAAGAACUUCCUGGUAUCGUUUCUGGUGGACGCCCGAGGAGGGGCACUGCGGGGUUGCCGCGGGGGAGGGGUUAGAGUUAUUGUACCCCCCUUAUCUGCUCAGCAGCCUACUAGGAUCACUUGCAGAUACCUCAAGCCGUCCAGGAUCAACCACAUGCCUCCCCUGAUGGAGGGAGAGGCCCUGGCAGCAAGGGUUCUGGAGAUGGGACCAGUUUCUGCUAAGUUCUUGGGGCCUGUGAUACUCGAGGUGCCCCACUACGCGUCCCUCCGAGGGAAAGAGAGGGAGAUAGUGAUCCUCCGCUCCGACAACGGCACGAGCUGGCGCGAACACAACGCCGACGCCACUGAUGACGUGGUUCAAGAUAUACUGCAUGAGACUUUGGAAAUUGAAGAAACCAAUGAAGAGGAGAAAGGCUGGGACGCGCCGCGCGUGACCCGCAUCCUGACGCACGACUUCCCGCAGUACUUCGCGGUCAUAUCCCGGAUCCGGCAGGAGGUGCACGCUAUCGGGCCUGAAGGUGGCAUGGUAUCCAGUUCCGUGGUUCCCCAAGUGCAAGCGGUGUUCCCUCAGGGCGCCCUCACCAAGAAGAUCAAAGUCGGCCUCCAGGUAAACCUCUUCAAGCCUCGUAAGGGCGUCAAGGACAAAAACCUCAAAAAGAUCACGGUCAAUAACGUUUCUAAGAAAAAACGCUUCUCCCUCAUUUGGUAGGGUCAAAACAGAAACCAAGAGUUUAAAAACAGCUUUAAAAUUGUAUACUGCGCUAUGUUUGGUAUUAAUGAAUGUGUAAUGUGACGUUGUGGAAGGAUAGUUACUCUUUCAUCUGAUGCUUCAUAGUCAACAAUUAGAGCUACAUCGCAGUCGCCUUCAAGUGUAGUUUAUUCCCUUCUGAAAUCUAUAUUUAUACCUUUUAGUGUUAAAGAAACUGUGGAUUUUGUAAGUCUUUCAAUUCCACAUUCUAUUGCCUUCACAAUUUUAAAGAACAUCGAAAUAGGUUCUGAAUAGAUUAAGUAUUUUUCUAGUCACUCGUAGUUACCAUUCUGAGUAUUAUUCAUUGAAUGUAAUGUGCCAUAACAUCAACUAAAACGUCUUUUGGUAAAGUUAUACUAUUGAAAUACGAAUUUGUUUUUAUACUAUAAUCACCAUAAUAAAUAUUAGUAAUCAACACUAUCUUAAAAAGUUACAAUAUUAUUGUAUUCUUGAUACUCUUUUGUAUAGUUUCAUAUCCAAUCUUUAAUUUAAAAUUCGACGUAGUCGGCUAUUUGCUUGUACUAUACGAUAUUCAUAUAACGAUUUUUACCAAUUACACUUAAUAACGUUAUUCUUAUAGCUUUGUAUAGCUUUAUAAUUUUAUCUACAAGUACUUUCUUAUCAUUUUUAUCAACAAUUGGUGUUGGAAUGAUUGAUUGAUCUAGUAUUCUUAUACUUUUAUGGUUUUAAUCGCCAAAACGGUUGUGUUCAAUUUUAUCAGUAGUUUUUAGAUUAACUAAAGUACAAAAUGGAAAUGCCAAAUUUUUACCAAUCUUUUUUUACAUUGUUAGGAAUAAUUUUUAAGUUUAUAUCGAUUUUAUUUUGUUCUUUUCAACGGAGAUACCUGCAGCAAUAUAGUUUAGCUUUUAUAUUUUCGGAAGUUUAAAAUAAAUUAUUUCACUUAAUUGAAAUAAUUGUAUCUCGUUGGAAAGAAAGGCUUAGUUGUAUACCUAAUCAUUUACGAGGAACGUGUCGAUUUUAUUCCAUUGCUUAAAAUUUUCUCACAUAUCGUAAUUUUACUAUUCAUACAAGCUCACUUACUAUCUACAAACAAAGUGAUUAAUUAGUUUAUGAAAUAAUAAUAAACCAGCAUUUAGGAUGUACGUUACUCCUUAGGAAUAAUGUCAUACCCAAUAAAUUUAGAAUUAACUUAAAAAUGUUUAAGCAAAACUCAUGUA